This is a messenger RNA of Centruroides sculpturatus (bark scorpion), 4406 nucleotides long. RefSeq lists its product as uncharacterized. The record is from RefSeq and is a predicted model, not a curated record. The transcript is spliced from 4 exons. NCBI's taxonomy places the organism in Eukaryota, Metazoa, Arthropoda, Arachnida, Scorpiones, Buthidae. The coding region runs from base 1 to 4143 and encodes 1380 amino acids. Gene Ontology annotation, molecular function: protein binding.
AUGGACCCGGAAUCAGUGAAAUCACUCGUAAAAUCAUUACUCGCAGAGCAACAGGAGGCCGCACGACGCCGAGAGGAGGCUUUAUACGAACUUAUCAAAGACAUUCGUUUGUCUACACACACGCCUUCCUCAUCACCUUCAUCGUCAACGUCUUCCUCAGGAACACUCCCUCAGUUACCGGAAUUCCAACCUGAUGAAGAAGACGGCUCAAAAUUCGACGAGUGGGUAAGUCGCUUUGAGUUUGCUUUGGACUGCGCGGCACCCAAGAUGGCCGACCAAGAGAAAGUCAAGUUCCUUAUGACUAAACUUUCUGCGCCCGCCUUCAGCGAGUACAAUAAGUACUGUAUGCCGAAGAGUAUUACGGACUUCGACUACGAGGAAACCACUUCGCGACUUCGCCAACUUUUUAGCAAGAAACGUUCGAUCUUCGCGGACCGCUAUGACUGUCUGCGCAUUGCAAUUGACGAUGGUGAAGACUUCCGCCAUUUCACGAACCGAGUGAGAGCGGCUCGACGACGAUAUAACUUUCGUGCUCAGACAGAAGAACAGUUCUUUUGUCUCGUCGUUCUCACUGGACUUAAGUCGAAAGCCCAUGAGUCAUUACGCGCCCGAAUUCUCCAGAAGCUUAACUCGGAUGGAGAAAACGUUACAUUCGACGACGUGAUGAACGACUGCGAAGAGUUCAUAGCGAUGCGUUCCGAAAAUAAGUUAUACGAAGAAACAGAACGUCUGGUUAAUAACGUCCGCGCCAAGACCCCGCCUAAAGAAGAAAAGACCAAGAAGGCAAAUCGUCCACCGAGUACGUGCAAGCGAUGUGGUGAGUGGCAUUGGUACAAAGACUGUCCAUACGUAAGACACAAAUGCCAAAAGUGCAAUCGCGUAGGACAUUUAGAGAAAUUAUGUCGACGACCACAGAAGAAAAAGCAAGUGUGCUCCGCCAGGGUAGGAAUUAUCCAAAAUUUUGUAAACGCCUGCCGACUGCUAAAAACAAAGAUUGAGGUUAAUGGACACCCAGUCGACUUCUAUCUCGAUAGUGGAUCUGAAAUUAACAUUAUCGACGAAACGACAUACGAUGCCAUCGGACGACCCACACUCCAGCCUUGUACGGAACGAGCUAGAUCUUACGACGGAACCAAGAAAGGAGCUCUCAACCUCCUCGGAAUCGACGCUAUGCACCACUUUCAUUUCUUUGCUGCUAAGGUUUAUGAGGUUAACACCUGUAAGAAGCCAAAGAAUGACCACAUCUCCGCCCAACCAUUACGGGAUGAAGAAACGGUCGUAGCAACCAUCCAAGCCGACUUGGACCUUACAGCCUUGUCGUCUCAACUACCUGUAACUUUCGACAAACUGUGCGAGCAAACAAAAAAGGAUCAACUCCUUCAAACGAUCAGGCAGUACAUUACUUCCAAGUGGCCGAACGUCGACAAGCUUCGGGAGUCCCCCGAUUGGACUCAAAUCCAACAGUUCUAUCGUCGACGCGACGGACUCAGCGUCGAAAAGGGAUGUCUCGUCUAUAACGAACGCAUCAUCAUCCCCACACUACUCCAACGUAGGGUACUCAAACUCCUACAUCGUGGACACCCCGACAAUGUGGUUGAAUUUCCUGCAUUACUGCAACAACAAUGGAAAGAAUCAAAUAGUGAACAUAUGAAUAUAUUAAAUGAAGGAAAUGAUGUUGAUUAUACUUUCGUUUUUAACACUCCCGUUCACACAAGCUGUGAUAUGUGCAGGAUGAAAUUUCUACCUAUUUUAGGAUUAUUGUUCGCAGUAGCAUACACUUGUGAAGAAAUUUUAAAAAAAUGGAAUAAAUAUUCGUGUAAUUUACCCAAAAACCACACGGAUACAGAAGCAAGAUGUUAUAGAACAAAGGCAAUGUCCACCGCUCAUAUCAUUAACAAAUUUUUUUCGUUAAGCUGUGCAAACGAACCGAUCGACCCUACAUUAGUGCACUGUCUGGAGGCUAAAAAUGUGAGGUAUGUGGAUAUUAAGGAUUGCUAUUUGUCAGAUUUUGACGUAGGUAGAUUCGUUUCGGGUGUUGAAGUCUAUGACGUAUUCAUUAUCUACACCACCAACGUAAAAAAUUUCGAUAGUGCAAAAUUUAGGAAUAUUCCUUCAGUGAAAGUGAUAAAACUUACUGGUCUAAGAACUGAUUUAUUAAAUAUUACAUUCGAAAAUCUUCCUUCUUUAGUAUCUCUAGAAAUCGUGGAUCAUAACUUCACAAGUAUCUUGCAAACACCUUUUCAACACUUAACAAAUCUUGCUGUGUUAAGUAUGAAGAACGGUGUCUUGGAACGUUUACCUGGAAAUCUAUUUCAAGGCCUUUAUAACCUGAAAAGUCUUGAUUUAAGUUAUAAUUUAAUUUCUCAACUUCUGCCUUCACAAUUUCAAAAUCUUUCGAAUUUGCAAUAUUUGGAUCUGACAGGUAACCAAGUUGUCUACUUACCUAAACUUCUCUUACGUUACAUUCCAAAUCUGAAAGGUCUUUACGUUGAUAAGAAUAAAUUAACUCGAUUACCUGAAAGUUUAUUUGCUUUCUGUCCAAAAAUGAAUUACUUUUGCAUAUGCCAUAACAAUAUAACACGAAUUCCUUCUGGAAUUUUUAAGGGACUACACGAGUUAAGAUUCUUCAACGCUCUAAACUGUUCAUUAACUUCCCUCGAAGAAGAUUUAUUUUCUGAUGCAAGAAAUUUAACAUCAGUUAUUUUACAGAAGAAUAAACUUCAAGAUCUACCUUCAAAUUUAUUUAAAAAUAACAAAAAUCUUAAAUCAUUUUAUGUUGGAGGAAAUAGAAUAACAAGGAUUCCUGCAAAUUUCUUCCACGAUCUUCCUCAAUUGGAAGUGCUAGAGCUAUCGAGAAAUAGUUUGAGGAAUAUUUCUAGUGAUAUUUUUUACAAAUUAUCAUCGCUUCAACGUUUGGAUUUAUCACAUAACUUCAUCACUUGUAUGCCUGGUAACGUUUUUCAUCCCUUUAUCAAUUUAAAGGCACUGGACUUGUCUUUUAACAACUUCAGUGCUGUUACUUCUGAACAUUGUCUUGGUAUCAUUACAAAUGUAAACCAGUUAAUACUCAAAAACACAGGACUUCGAUUUUGGCCACACCUGAACUGGUCAAAGAACAGUUUUGAUUUCGUAGAUUUAUCACAAAACGAAUUGCAAUCAGUGACAUUGCCAGUUUUUACUCGAAACACUAUGAAGAUUAACUUAUCGCAGAAUAAUAUAAGGACUAUUCAUCUGGAUACACAUAAAUACGGGCUAAACACCCCUCUAUAUGAUAUACGAGAUAACAAUAUCACGUGUGAUUGCGAACUUCGCCAGUUUGUACACUUUCUGAUGUACAACGAGAUAUCGUUGAAGAUGUUUCCAGAUAUUAAAAAUUUAACAUGUUUUGGAGAGAACAGAACACUUUUUCCCUUGUGGUACACGUGUCCUAUUAAAGAAAAAUGCCCCGUUGACUGCGAAUGUUACUUGGACUACGAAGGAAUAGUAAUAAACUGUUCUGGAAAACACUUAAACGCCAUGCCAGAAGUCCUUAUUGAAGGUUCUACAAUAGUGGAUUUGAGCUUUAAUAACAUUAGCACCAUCUAUGGCUUCGAAUCACUAACAUGGAAGAAUGUCACUCACGUGUAUUUGAAUCAUAAUAUUUUAAAAUAUUUCAAUAAUUUUCCUCCAAAUAUUAUUUUACUAGGUUUGGCUGGAAAUAGCUUAUCUCACUUGCCUCCAUUAUUGAUGAAACACAUCGAUGAUGCCAAUGAUUUUAAGAUUUUUCUGGCAGGCAACAACUGGACUUGCGGCUGUGACUCGCUGUUUACUAAGGAAUGGCUCGUUAGGAAUAGAGAAAAAGUAAUAGAUUUCGAGAAUGUUUCUUGUCUGAUAGCUUCUGAUACAUUUUUAUUUACUCAAAUUGCCUCUUCUGAUAUAUGUGUAAGUGUGAAAGGCACCUUUCUUGCAUGGAAGAUUGUCGUAAUCAUUGUAAUUUUUGUACUUUUAGUAUUGUUAUUGAUAACUGCAAUAAUUGUUUAUAUCCGUUACGGAAACAAAAUGAAUAUUUUAAAGAAAUCAGGAACUGAGUUAGAUAAGCCUGUGUUUUCAUUUUCGUACGUCACAAUGUCAAACGAAUAUAUAAAUUCUUCUUUAUUAAAAUAAAUGUUGUAGGUUCGCAACUUAUAAAAGUACAUAUUUAUUCAAUAUCCAAGAGAAAAUGAAUACGAUUGUAGGCAACACAACAUACGGCUGAAGUGGCCCACGAGUAAACUUUCGUAAGAAACUGGCCCCUAUUUGUGAAACGCCUAAAGAAAACAUGGAAAAAUUUACGUGACAAACUCGUUGGUGGGAUGCAAACACAUGAGUAGUGUUCAGUGAUUUUAUAGAAGUUACAACUGUAAAUGAUAUAUCUCAGUUAAGUGACU